AUGACAGCUGAUACCUCGGUGAAGGAGGAUAUCGAGAAGGGCGGUUCAACGCCCGUUGCGCAUCAUGAUGUCCAUCACCUCAAAGAUGCCGCCGUCACCACAAUUCUCGCGUCCAGCGCAGAGGAACGAGCCCUUCUAUGGAGACAGGACAUAAGAAUCAUACCGUUAUGCGCCGCGAUAUACUUCCUCUGCAACCUCGAUCGCUCGAACAUCGGCAAUGCGAGGAUUCUAAAUUCAACGACGAAGAACGACAUGCAGACUGAGUUAGGAAUGAAUCCCAUACAGUUCAAUGUUGCACUGAUGAUCUUCCUGAUUGGGUAUUUUGCUUUCGAAGUACCUUCAAAUAUAAUGUUGAAGAAAAUGCGGCCGUCAAGAUGGAUUGCUUUCCUUAUGUUGACUUGGGGUGCAAUUACCAUCGGCCUGGGCGGUACACAUAACUUCAGCCAAGUGACUGCUGUUCGAUUCCUGCUCGGUGCUUUCGAAGCCGGUCUGUUUCCAGGACUUGUCUACUACCUCACCUUUUGGUACAAAAGCAACGAGAGAAGCGUCCGCGUCGCAUUGAUUUUGGCCAGUGCAUCGCUCGCCGGCGCUUUCGGAGGCGCUAUAGCUUAUGGCAUUGGGCACAUGAACAGAGCUGCUGGACUCUCAGGUUGGAGAUGGCUUUUCAUCAUCGAGGGAAUCCCAUCGUGUCUCUCCGCAUUUGCUGUCUGGUUUCUGCUCCCUGACUACCCCGAGCGAGCUUCAUGGCUUUCAGUGAAAGAGAAAGAGCUUGCUGCCCAACGUCUGCUGAUAGAAGGGAGCAAAGGAGAAGGCCGUGGCGUGAGGUGGAGCGAUGCGAAGGAGACCUUGACUGAUUGGCGACUCUACGGACAUUAUCUGAUAUACUUUGCUGUAUCUCUGCCAUUCAGCUCCUUGUCACUCUUCUCACCCUCUAUUGUCGCUGGCUUAGGGUAUAAAGAUCUACAAGCACAACUCAUGACUGUUCCUCCUUGGGCGGUGGCCUAUGUGGCCCAAGUAUCGGUUUCAUGGUCUGGCGACCAUUUCAAUGCCCGCGGGCUUCACUGCGCGGGCGCGGCCUUUGUUGGCUCCAUUGCGUUCUUGGCUUCCGCGGCCGCUCCAGCUGAUGCCUUCACUGGACGAUAUGUGUGCCUCAUUAUAGGAACCGCGGGUGCAUUUGCAUCGAUUCCUCCCAUGCUUGGCUGGUUGACGUCGAACAUGUGGAGUACUGCCGCGACAGGCCUUGCUGUGGCUAUCAACGUUAGCAUCGGAGCCGGCCUGGGACAAAUCCCAGGGGUUUGGAUCUACAAGUCUGACGAGGCUGCUCGAGGCUACCCUACCGGCCACGGCGUCAACUGUGCGAUGCUAUUUGUGGUUUCAAUAGGUGCUGUGUGCCUGCGUCUCUUGUAUGGACGAAGGAACAAGCGCAUCCUCGGGGAAGCGAACGGACAGCAAAACGUCAGGCUCUAUGUGCUCUAA
Molecule: messenger RNA, 1476 nt
Organism: Neoarthrinium moseri
Lineage: Eukaryota; Fungi; Ascomycota; Sordariomycetes; Amphisphaeriales; Apiosporaceae
Exons: 6
Coding region: 1-1476 (491 amino acids)
Biological process (GO): transmembrane transport
Cellular component (GO): membrane
Molecular function (GO): transmembrane transporter activity
Source: RefSeq, a predicted model, not a curated record